GUGUGUGUGCGUACUUCUCAAGAUUUGCGGUUGGAGACGAAGAAGAAAAGGAGUUUACCUUGCUUGUGGGUUUCUCAACAUGGAUAUGGAUGUCCCAGAUUCUCCACUUGGGAAUAUGGGGCUGUUAAGGACCUUUGAUUCCUCUGAAUUUGGAAGCUGGGAGAAAAUAGGCUCAGGGGGAUUUGGACAAGUAUACAAAGUCCGGCAUGUACAGUGGAAAACAUGGCUGGCUAUCAAGUGCCCUCCCUGCCUUCAUAUGGAUGAUAAGGACCGUUCUGAGCUGCUCGAGGAAGCUAAAAAGAUGGAGGCAGCCAAGUUCCGAUACAUCCUGCCUGUGUACGGGAUCUGUGAGGACCCCCAGGGCCUCGUCAUGGAGUACAUGGAGACUGGCUCACUGGAAACCCUACUGGCCAAUGAGCCGCUGCCCUGGGAGCUCCGCUUUCGCAUUAUCCAUGAGACUGCCGUGGGAAUGAACUUCCUGCACUGCAUGAACCCACCGCUGCUCCAUCUGGACCUGAAGCCGGCCAACAUCUUGCUGGAUGCUCACUAUCAUGUCAAGAUAUCUGAUUUUGGCCUGGCCCGAUGGAACGGCCUGUCACGGGCUGAUGACAUCAGUAGAGAUGGCUUCUGUGGCACUAUUGCCUACCUUCCACCUGAGAGCAUCAUCGAGAAGGACAGAGUGUCAGACACCAAGCACGAUGUAUACAGUUUCUCUAUCGUCAUCUGGGGGAUUCUCACACAGAAGAAACCUUAUCAAGGAGAGAACAAUAUCCUGCAGAUCAUGGUGAAGGUGGUGAAAGGGGUACGUCCAGACCUGGGAGCAGUGCCACGCUGUCGACCGUCAGCCUGUGCAGGUUUCCUGAGCCUCAUGCAGCGAUGCUGGGCCACAAAGCCUGAAGCCAGACCCAGCUUCCAGGAAAUCACAUCGGAAGCGGAGGAGCUCUGCUCUAAACCUCAAGAGGAACCCAAAUCACCAACGUUAUCAACAUCUGAGCUAGAGCCCAUGUCCCCUAAAGCACUCAUUAGUGACCAGGUUAAUGACAACAAGCCAGUGCGUCCAAAGUCAGCCAUGUUGCCAGAAAAAGAUUACAGCCUGUCAGAGCUCCUGAGCCAGGUGGAUUCUGGGAUCUCUAGGAGCUUUGAUCGAGUGAAAGAGGAUAGCUGCCACAGCAAAGAGAGCACCUGCAAGAGACUGUCUGGGAUCUCCUCUGCAGACUCUGCCUUCUCAUCCCAAGACUCUAUCACACUGUCUUUUGAGAAAGAAGGCACAUGUGAUUCUGCUGAGGUUCAAAAGCGGAAGCUGUGUGAGGCCAUCAGGACCAAAGACACUGCCAAGCUGAUGAAGAUCCUCCAGCCUCAGGAUGUUGACCUUCUCCUUGAUGGAGGAGACAGCCUGCUCCACCAUGCCAUCAGCUUGGUUAAUGAGGAGGCUGUCAAGUUCCUCCUCCUGAACAAUGCCAAUCCUAACCUUGCAAACGCCCGUGGCUCGACACCACUCCAUCUGGCCACAGAGAAGCACCUGAAGUUGAUGGCAGAACUUCUGCUUGGUCGGCGCAGCACCAACGUGAAUGCCAAAGAUGAGGACCAAUACACAGCUUUACACUGGGCAGCUCAGAAUGGAGAUGAGGCUAUCACACGCCUGCUGCUUGACCGGGGGGCAGCCAUCAACGAGACCGAUGGACAGGGACGCACACCAGCUCACGUGGCCUGCCAGCAUGGCCAGGAAAAUGUAUUCCGGGUACUUCUGAGCCGUGGUGCUGAUGUUCAGGUCAAGGGCAAGGACAACUGGACGGCGCUCCACUAUGCUGCCUGGCAAGGGCAUCUGGGCAUUGUCAAGCUGCUGGUAAAGCAGGCCGGCGCCGACGUCGAUGGUCAAACGACAGAUGGCCGCACACCACUGCAUCUGGCAUCCCAGAGGGGGCAUUAUCGAGUGGCACGGAUCCUGAUUGAGCUAGGAGCGGACGUCCACACGACAUCAGCUGGGUUAAAGACACCACUGCAUGUGGCCGCUGAAACGGGUCACACCAGCACCUCUCGACUCUUGAUCAAACACAAGGCAGAUAUCAAUGCUCAGAGCACCCACGGACUCACUCCCCUCCACCUAGCCUCCCAGUGGGGCCACCUGCCCACAGUCAAGAUGUUGAUAGAAGAGGGGGCAGACCCCUACAAAGCCAACCACGCUCUACGAACCCCCUGCCACCUGGCGGCAGAGGGCGGACACUGUGAAGUCCUGAAAGAGCUGCUCCAUCACUGUCCAGAUGCUGGCACCCUGUCAGAUGAGCAGGGCCUCAACCCUUUACACCUGGCAUCGCAGGGCGGACACUUGAACAUCAUUACUAUGCUGCUGCCACAGGACUGCCAGGACUUAGUUACAGAGAGCUCAGUGCAACCAGCAGCUGAAGAGCCUGCACCAACAGAAGCGAGGCAUCUCCAAAGGAAGGUUGUCAUUCUCAAACUGACGGAGCACAGUGACAAAGACUGCCCACAAUCCAUCAGUGCACACUGUGCCUCAGCACCAUGCUAACAGGAGCAAAAAACUGUACAGGACUGUCUUUCACAAUUUUUCCCCCUACUCAUCUGCUGCCUCAGAGUUGGGCACGGGAUAGUGUUCCAGUCUUUUUUUUUUUUUUUUUUUUUUUCCCCAUUUAUCACCUUCAAGCACUGUAAUAUAGAUGGAAAAGCUCUGUAAAUACAUACACUGUAAAUAGAAAGUAUUAAUACCAUUUUGUGUUUGAAUUUAAAAUUUUGUUUACUUUUUUUACUUAACAAGCACAUUUCUGUUUUUGUGUUUUGUUUUUACAUAACAAGCAUUUGUUGCGUUUCAAAGUUUUAGUGAGGGAGCUCAUGAAAUACCAUUACUGCAGCUGGCAUGCUUGCCUGUAAGUUAUUUUUAAUAGACCUAAAACUUUUGUCCCAGCUAUUUUAAGCAUUUAGACAAAAAAAUCAUUCAGUGUUCUUUACUUGUUACAUAU
Molecule: messenger RNA, 2972 nt
Organism: Archocentrus centrarchus (flier cichlid)
Lineage: Eukaryota; Metazoa; Chordata; Actinopteri; Cichliformes; Cichlidae
Gene: ripk4
Product: receptor-interacting serine-threonine kinase 4
Exons: 8
Coding region: 80-2524 (814 amino acids)
Biological process (GO): protein K6-linked ubiquitination; protein phosphorylation
Cellular component (GO): BRCA1-BARD1 complex; BRCA1-A complex
Molecular function (GO): protein binding; protein kinase activity; ubiquitin-protein transferase activity
Source: RefSeq, a predicted model, not a curated record